Amphiprion ocellaris (clown anemonefish) is the source of this 617-nucleotide messenger RNA. RefSeq names its product hemoglobin beta embryonic-2 (gene hbbe2). NCBI's taxonomy places the organism in Eukaryota, Metazoa, Chordata, Actinopteri, Pomacentridae. The record is from RefSeq and is a predicted model, not a curated record. Gene Ontology annotation, molecular function: organic acid binding; heme binding; oxygen binding. The transcript has 3 exons. Bases 70 to 513 code for a protein of 147 amino acids. Gene Ontology annotation, biological process: hydrogen peroxide catabolic process; oxygen transport. Gene Ontology annotation, cellular component: hemoglobin complex; blood microparticle; haptoglobin-hemoglobin complex.
AGAGUCGAGUUGGAGAACUAUACAGUCUUUUCUUUUCAAGCCUGAACAAAAAAGAAAUCAAGAGCCAACAUGGUUGAGUGGACUGAGCAGGAGCGCAGCAUCAUCAAUGGCAUCUUUGCCAACCUGGACUACGACGACGUCGGCGCCAAGGCUCUGUGCAGAUGUCUGAUCGUCUACCCCUGGACUCAGAGGUACUUCGGUGCCUUCGGCAACCUGUACAAUGCCGAGGCCAUCAAGACCAACCCGAACAUCGCAGCCCACGGAGUGAAGAUCCUGCACGGUCUGGACAGGGCUGUGAAGAACAUGGACAACAUCAAGGCCACCUAUGCCGAGCUGAGCGUCCUGCACUCUGAGAAGCUGCACGUCGACCCCGACAACUUCAAGCUCCUGUCUGACUGCCUGACCAUCGUCAUUGCUGCAAGGUUGGGCAACUCCUUCACUCCUGAGACUCAGGCCGCCUGGCAGAAGUUCCUGGCCGUGGUGGUGUCCGCUCUGGGAAGGCAGUACCACUAGAUCCUUCGCACUUGGCUACUAGAAGGAGCUCUAACGUUCGUUUAAAUCUGUUAUGUGUCUCCUGAAUAAAGAAAAUUAAUAAAGGCCCACUGAAGCAAAAUUAA